AUGUCGUUCCGGGCAUCGCGCACGCUGCUUAACGAGGCAAAGAACUACGCCUCGUCGCACAGCUUCACCUACAUCGAGGGCAAGACUCCCUUCUGGCGCAAGUUCCGCCAGAUCUUCUCGGCCAACCCAGAGAUCUCGUCCGGUCUGCCUUCCAUCGAGUCGAACCGAUGGCCCCAGCCCGGAUCGCGCCCUGAGCGCCCCGCCACCCCACCCAGCGCCGCUUCCGACCCGGCCUCGAACCUCUACCACAACCGUGACUUUCGCCGAAAGUACCCCAAGCUCGAGAUGAUCACCCAGAAGGACCUCACCACUCUGCUCCUCUCUUCUCCCAACGAGGAUGGCACGCGCAGCCUGCAAGCGCCCGAGGACGCCUCCAACACCACCGCGCUCGCCCGCCCCAGCGAUCUCGAAUCGCCCACCGCAUUCACCGACGUGCUGGCGCAGGUGCACAAGUCGUCCGACGCCUCGGCCGCCACCUACUACUCGUCCACCAACCUGCCGCCCCGUCCACCCUUCAAGCAGCCCCACCACAUCCUCAAGCUGCAGAAGGGCGCCGUGCCCCACGACCCGCAUGCCUACUACCCUGCUGAGAACUACGCCUAG
This is a messenger RNA of Moesziomyces antarcticus, 603 nucleotides long. RefSeq names its product 21 kDa subunit of NADH dehydrogenase. Bases 1 to 603 code for a protein of 200 amino acids. The record is from RefSeq and is a predicted model, not a curated record. Lineage: Eukaryota; Fungi; Basidiomycota; Ustilaginomycetes; Ustilaginales; Ustilaginaceae. The transcript has 3 exons.